Molecule: messenger RNA, 21649 nt
Organism: Asterias rubens (European starfish)
Lineage: Eukaryota; Metazoa; Echinodermata; Asteroidea; Forcipulatida; Asteriidae
Exons: 48
Coding region: 168-20510 (6780 amino acids)
Biological process (GO): Notch signaling pathway
Molecular function (GO): calcium ion binding; Notch binding
Source: RefSeq, a predicted model, not a curated record
CUUGAUCGUAGUUGACAUAAAAUAUAAUUUUUGUUACGGUUCCCAUAUUCCAGUUCAUAUCCAUGAAAACUGUUCGCAUAUGUGAGACAUAGUUUGGUGUUUUCAACUAUGAAAAGGUGAUAUUGAAAAGUGAAAGGCUCUGAAUUGAGGUAAAAACAACUGUGGUUAUGUCUCCACGAACGGGUUCUCGUCACAGCGGGGAGAGCGUGUUUCCAAACACGCUUUACCGGGAGCAGAGGUCAAAUUUGACGGAUGAGAUGAUGGAGCGUCGUUCGCCUAGACAACCGUCCGUACCCACCGGGCCUCACCACCGGGAGGUCUACCUUUUCGUGUUGUUGGUGAUUAUUUUCAGCAGCUUUUUGCAACCAGUUGCAGCUCAACUCUGUCCUGGCGUGAGUGCAGUUCGUCAGACGGCGUGUGCAGAUGGAGAGUGCACCUUAUCUGCUUGGGUCUGUGAUAACCUUAAUGACUGUUCAGAUAUGUCAGAUGAGUCUGACGCGACGUGUGGAAGAAACGGAGCCUCAGUCUGUGAUUCCUCACCAUGUAUGAACGGGGGAGCCUGUACACAGAUUGGUCCCAUCAUAGAUGUCCAAGUUGCUGUCUUUAACUGCACCUGCCUACCGCCUUAUAGCGGCCCUACCUGUGCCGAUUUACCCAACACUACACCAGUAUUGUCAUCAUCCACCGAAUUAUUGCCAACAAUGGAAACAACGAACACAACAAACAGUCCCACAACCAAACUUCCUACGCAAGCAGUUACUACAGCAGUGCGGACUGAAGCACCUUCUACAGUUAUUGUUGUUACUACAGAGGUACCCAUCACAACCCAGACUCCCCUUGUAACAACUUCACAGGCACCCAUUACUACCCAAACACCACUUGUUACAACAGUACAAGUACCCAUCACAACCCAGCAGACGGUGGUUCCAACAACACAAGCACCGAUCACAACCCAGACACCGCUGGUUACAACAUCAGAGGUGCCCAUCACAACCCAGCAGUCGAUGGCUCCAACAACACAGGCACCGAUCACAACCCAGACACCGCUGGUUACAACAUCAGAGGUGCCCAUCACAACCCAGCAGUCGAUGGCUCCAACAACACAGGCACCCAUUACAACCCAAACACCGCUUGCUACAACAGCAGAGGUACCUGUCACUACCCAGCCAUUAUCCACCACAAGCAUUUCUACAGAAAGGCGGACCCCGUCUGUACCACCACAAACUACAGAGACAGUUGUGCCUUUAACCACGGAGGCAUCACUGGCAACCGAGUCUACUGAUGUUGACUUUUGCGCCCCUAACCCUUGUGAAAAUGGUGCAACUUGUACAGUCACAACUGGUGGUUUCACUUGCCUCUGUCCUGCAGGCUUUGAAGGUCCAACAUGUUCUGGAGUUGUUAGUAGACCAUGUUCCAGUAAUCCGUGUGUUAACGGAGCCGUCUGCCUUGCUCAACCAAACGGGUACCAGUGUGUUUGCGCACCCGGUUUCUCAGGUUCUAAUUGUGAGACAGAUUUGAGGAUGUGUCCGUGCGAAAAUGGCGCAACAUGCAUCGUUGAGAAUGGACAGUAUAGGUGUGACUGUGCAGCUGGAUUUGAAGGAACCAACUGCUCGUCAAACAUCAAUGAGUGCGCCAGCAAUCCCUGCGCAGCUACUGCCACCUGCGAGGACCUAGUGGAUAGCUACAACUGUGCCUGUCCGAUUGGAUUCUUUGGACCCACCUGUUCGGAGGAGCUCAAUGAGUGCGGGUCGGCGCCUUGUAUGAACGGAGCGACGUGUGUGGAGGGGGUCGGGGGAUACGUCUGCCAGUGUGUCCUGGGUUUUACUGGAGUGACGUGUGGGGUAGACACUGAUGAAUGCCAGAGCAGUCCCUGUCAGAACACUGGUGAAUGCAUGGAUGGCAUCAACGGAUAUUCUUGCAACUGUCCAGCCGGCUUCAGCGGAGCUAAUUGCCAGAUUGAUGGGGAUCAGUGCGCGAGUAAUCCCUGCAUUAAUGGCGGAACGUGUCAGGAACUAGUCAAGGCCUACCGAUGCAUCUGUCCUCUGGGGCUGGCUGGGUUAAGAUGUGACGCAGAUUUGAUAAAUGAGUGCUCAAGUCGGCCCUGUGUCAAUGGGGGUGUUUGUGUGAAUGGCAUUGGUCAGUACAGCUGCAUCUGUCAAGAAGGAUGGUUUGGUACCAACUGCCAAGAUGAUGGGGACCAGUGUGCCUCCGGCCCCUGCCUGAACAACGCAACCUGUAUCGAUGGCAUUAUGUCUUACACCUGCGACUGUGUACCAGGAUUCAAUGGUAUGACCUGUGAACAAGACCUUAACGAGUGUCUGAGCAGUCCCUGCCAUCAGUCAGCAACUUGCCUGGAUCUCAUCAACAGAUACCAAUGUGUGUGCCCGGCUGGCUUCACAGGGGAAGCCUGUAACGUCAAUAUCGACGAAUGCUCAAGUUUUCCCUGUUUGAACGGGGGGAUCUGUACGCAGGGCCUGAACAUUUUCACUUGUGCCUGUCUGCCUGGAUUCACGGGAACCACUUGCGGGAUUGACAUCAACGAGUGUGGAAGUAAUCCCUGCGGUGUAAACGCCGAUUGCAUCGACAUGGUAAACCUUUACCAGUGUGAUUGUCAUCCAGGGUAUGAAGGAGAGCUAUGUGAUGUAAACAUCAAUGAAUGCUUGAGUAAUCCCUGUAUGAACGGAGCAACGUGCCAAGACGUGGUUGCUGGAUUCGUGUGUUUAUGCACGGCUGGUUUGACCGGUACUCUCUGCGGCUCGGACGUCAGUGAGUGUCAAAGUUCACCCUGCGGAAGUCAAGGCGUCUGCAACGAGCUGAUUAAUGGCUACACCUGUACUUGUGAUCCAGGGUAUAUUGGGACUCGAUGCGAGAUCAAUGUUGAUGAAUGCGCCAGCCAGCCGUGUCAGAAUGGUGGCCAGUGUGAGAAUCUUGUCAACAUGUUUCGCUGUGUCUGUCAGGCUGGAUACCGGGGAACCUUCUGUGAGCAGAACAUUCCGGAGUGCGUCAGCGACCCGUGCCGGAAUGGAGGAACUUGCAUUGAUGGAGUGAACUCGUACAUCUGCGAUUGCGUCUUAGGUUACAGCGGAAGAAACUGCGAGAUGGAGACCGAUGAGUGCGAGAGCAACCCUUGUCAGAACGGAGCCACCUGCGAGGAUCUGCUCAAUGAAUUCCGCUGUCAGUGCAUUCUUGGCUUUCUUGGAACGCUUUGUGAGAUCAAUCAGAACGAAUGUGAAAGCUCCCCGUGUCAGAACAAUGCCGAGUGCACUGAUGAAGUGGGGCGCUAUUCGUGCGUUUGCGUUGACGGAUUCGCGGGGAUUAACUGCGAGAGUGAGAUCAGAGAAUGUGCCAGUCUACCAUGUUUCAACGGGGGUACUUGCGUUGAACAGGUCAAUGCGUACAGCUGUGCUUGCCGGCGAGGCUUCACUGGUGUAAACUGUGGACAGGACAUCGACGAGUGUGCCAGCCAGCCUUGUCUCUCUGGAGGUGUUUGUACACAAGGGGUUGGAUUCUUCACCUGUGCAUGUGAACUAGGCUUCCGUGGGGCCCGAUGCGAAAUCAAUAUAGAUGAAUGCGAGAGCAGUCCCUGUGCAAAUGGAGCCGGAUGUGUGGACGGGAUUAAUGGCUAUACCUGUGCCUGCCUGCCUGGAUUCCAAGGUGAGAUGUGUCAAGUUAAUAUUAAUGAAUGCCUCAGUAAUCCGUGUCUAAAUGGAGGGGUCUGUGAGGACGCCGCAAACAGCUACAUCUGUAACUGUGACGGCGGCUUCACAGGCAGUCGGUGUGAUGUCGACAUAGAUGAGUGUGGUAGUGGACCCUGUCAGAACGGGGCUGUCUGCUUGGAUGACGUCAACGGUUAUGAGUGCCUUUGUCAACCGGGAUACUUCGGCAUGGAAUGUGAAAUCGAGAUUCUAGAGUGUGCUAGUGAUCCCUGCCAGAACGGUGGCAACUGCACUGAUUUCAUUAACUCAUAUACCUGCACCUGCGCGAAUGGCUAUGAAGGUGUUAACUGUGAGAGGGAAGUAGAUGAGUGUUUAAGCUCACCCUGUCUAAACUCUGCAAACUGUCAGGAUAGAUUCUUGGGAUUUAUCUGUGUUUGUCUGUCCGGGUAUGAGGGCACUCUUUGUCAGGUGGAAGUGGACGAAUGCAGUAGUAAUCCGUGUCAGAAUGGAGCAGUGUGCACAGAUCUCUUUGAUCGUUACAUCUGCCAGUGUCCUGUUGGCUAUUCAGGCGUCAACUGUCAGAUCAAUGUGGACGAAUGUGAGAGUAACCCAUGUGUCAAUGGCCAAUGCACUGAUCUGGUAAACGGUUACCGGUGUGACUGCAGGGCAGGUUUUGUGGGGAUCCGUUGUGAGAAUGAAGUCGACGAGUGUCUCAGUAACCCAUGUUUGAAUAAUGCAGUCUGUUUGAACCUGAUCAACCGAUUCUCUUGUCAGUGCCUGAUGGGAUGGGAAGGCACAUUCUGUGAGAAUGAUAUCGAUGAAUGUGCAAGCAACCCCUGUCAGAAUGGAGCUCCGUGUACUCAGGCUAUCGGAGGGUACACCUGCGCUUGUCCAGCUGGCUUCGAAGGUGUCAACUGCGAGACCGAUACCAAUGAAUGCGCAAGUAACCCUUGCUUGAACCAAGCCACUUGUACCAACCUCCUUGACAGAUAUUUGUGUUCUUGUCUUGCUGGGUAUGUGGGUACAAACUGUGAGCAGGAGAUAAAUGAGUGCUUAAGUAGUCCUUGUGAGAACGGGGCUGAGUGCCAGGACAGGCCCAACAGCUUCCUAUGUGUAUGCAAUCCUGGAUUCAUCGGUGUCCGCUGUGAGACCAACAUUCAGGAGUGUCUCAGCAGCCCCUGCCUGAAUGGUGCCGAGUGCGUAGAUGGUGUCAACAGUUAUUCAUGUGUUUGUAUCCCUGGGUAUAGUGGAAUCAACUGCGAGGUGGAUACGGACGAAUGUGCCAGCACGCCAUGCCAGAAUCAAGCGAUUUGUCGUGACUUGGUGAACCGUUACCAGUGCAUGUGUAGCGCGGGGUUCCAGGGAACGCUCUGCGAGAUCAACAUCAACGAGUGCGCGAGCAACCCUUGUUUGAAUGGAGCGACUUGUAGAGAUGGUGUAAACAGCUUUACUUGUGAUUGUCAGCUGGGUUUUGAUGGAGUUCUUUGCCAAACAGAUAUCGACGAAUGUCAAGUACAGCCUUGCUUUAACGGUGCGCAGUGUACUGAUAAAGUCAACAGCUUCAGCUGUACUUGUUUGUCCGGUUUUGAAGGCGCAACUUGUGGGAUAGACAUCAAUGAAUGCGCAAGUAGCCCCUGUCUUAACAAUGCUGCAUGCCAGAAUCUUGUGGAUGGUUUUAGAUGUGUCUGUGUGGAGGGAUAUGAGGGGCUGAGAUGUGGACUGGAUACUUUAGAGUGUGCCAGUAACCCCUGUCAAAAUGGUGGUACAUGUGGAGAUCGUGUCAAUGGCUACGUCUGUGAAUGCCUGCUGGGUUUCACUGGUACCCAUUGUGACAUCGACAUUGAUGAGUGUGCGAGUUUGCCGUGUACCAACGGCAACUGUCAAGAUUUCGUCAACGGCUUCACCUGCAUUUGUCCAGUGGGAUUCCAGGGGUCGGAGUGUGGGCAGGAUAUCCAUGAAUGUGACAGCGGUCCCUGCAUGAAUAAUGCCAACUGCCUGGACCAGGUGGGAAGCUACAUAUGUGUGUGCCAGCCAGGCUAUGAAGGUGUCCACUGUGAACUGGACAUCGACGAAUGCUCCAGCAACCCAUGCUUGAAUGAGGCUCAGUGCGUCAAUCAACUCAAUCAGUUUUCAUGCUUGUGUCCUGACGGCUUCAACGGGACCCUUUGUGAGCUUGAUAUAAACGAAUGUUUCAGCAAUCCUUGCCAGAAUGGCGCCAUCUGUUCAAAUCUUGUUAACCGCUACCAGUGUGAUUGCAACUUGGGUUAUCAGGGUACAAACUGCGAGUUUGAAGUGGACGAAUGCCUGAGUAAUCCUUGUCGUAACGGCGCUACCUGCGUGGAUGAGAUCAACCGCUUUUCAUGUCUCUGCGUCAACGGCUUCGGAGGGAUAGUCUGCGAUCAAGACAUCAACGAAUGCUUGAGUAACCCAUGUCUGAAUGGUGCCGAGUGUGUAGACCAGCUAGCAGGGUACCGAUGUAAUUGUGCAGAAGGAUUCGUCGGGACCACGUGUAAUGUUGAGAUUAACGAAUGCUCCAGUAACCCAUGUGAGAAUGGAGCAACCUGCGAGAAUCUAAUUGCGAGCUACAGGUGUCUGUGUGUUCUAGGGUUCGUCGGGGACAAUUGUGAGACGGAUAUUUUGGAAUGCGGCAGCUCACCUUGCCAGAAUAGGGCGACUUGUAUGGAUGGUGUCAACAGCUACCAGUGUAUGUGCAGUCAAGGUUUCACGGGAACUCACUGUGAAGUGGAGAUCAAUGAAUGUGACAGCUCUCCAUGUGUUAACGGUGCGGCUUGCACCGACCUGGUAGCCGGUUACCAGUGUCAAUGCCUUCCAGGGUACCAGGGACAGCGGUGUGAGGUGAAUAUCGAUGAGUGCGCAAGCAACCCCUGCCAGAGCGGCGCUGAAUGCCGCGAUCAGGUAAACGCGUUUGUGUGCGUUUGUCUACCUGGGUUUGAAGGUAAGCUUUGUCAGACCGAUAUUAACGAAUGCAGUAGCAGUCCAUGCAUGAACGGAGCUCGCUGUGUAGACUUAACCAAUGCUUACAUGUGUGAAUGUGCAAACGGCUUUAACGGUAGUAAUUGUGCAGUUGAGUUAGAUGAGUGUCUGAGUAACCCGUGUGCUAAUGGCGCUAUCUGCAUCGAUAAAGUCGCUGGAUAUAAUUGCUCUUGUCUGCUUGGUUUCACCGGAACUCAUUGUGAGCAAGAAAUUUUAGAAUGUGCGAGUGAUCCAUGCUUAAACCAAGCGACGUGCGUUGAAGACAUUAACAGAUACACUUGCUUGUGUUCGGAUGGGUACCUCGGCAUUCUUUGUGAAACUGACAUCAAUGAGUGUGAAUCCAAUCCAUGUUUUAACGGCGCUACAUGCCGUGAUGGCAUCAACAUGUACGUAUGCUCCUGCAUUGCCGGAUUCCAAGGUGAUAACUGCGAAAUUGAUAUAAACGAGUGCGCGAGUAAUCCGUGCCAGAAUUCUGCAACUUGUGCUGAUUUGCUCAACAUGUUCGCGUGCGAAUGUGUAGCUGGCUUUAGCGGUGUACUUUGCGCAACGAACAUCAACGAAUGUGCGAGUAAUCCAUGUGUGAAUGGUGCCCAGUGUGUGGACCAGAUCAACGCCUUUUCCUGUACAUGUGCGAGUGGCUUUGUCGGAGAUCGUUGCCAGAUUGACUUUGAUGAGUGCCAGAGUGACCCAUGCCAGAACGGCGCAUUGUGUCAAGAUGCACUCGAUGGAUACAGCUGCCAGUGUGUUGCUGGUUUCACUGGUACCCACUGUGAGAUCAAUAUCCUGGAAUGCCUCAGUACACCGUGUCAGAACGGAGCAGCGUGUGUGGACUUAGUGAAUGGUUACCGAUGUGACUGCAUACCAGGCUACACAGGUAAUACAUGCGAGACAGACACUAACGAAUGUGAGAGUACACCGUGCGUUAACGGAGCGACAUGCCAAGAUUUAGUCGACCAAUACCGAUGCGUGUGUCCACCUGGUUACCAUGGUAACAGGUGUGAGACUGACACGUUUGAGUGCGAGAGCAAUCCUUGCCUGAACUCGGCCACCUGCGUUGACGUCAUCGCCGGGUAUACCUGCAUUUGCGUUAUCGGUUAUACAGGGGUUCACUGUGAGACAGAGAUCAGGGAAUGUUCGAGCGACCCGUGUUUGAAUCAAGCAACGUGUGUGGACGAGAUUGGGAGCUAUACCUGCCUUUGUCCGAUCGGUUUCGAUGGCACCCGCUGUGAGAAUAACAUUGAUGAGUGUGCCUCGGACCCGUGCUUGAAUAAUGGAACAUGCCAAGAUGGCGUCAAUAUGUACACCUGUCUUUGUCUGUUGGGCUUUGAAGGGGUGAACUGCGACGUGAAUAUCGAUGAAUGUAGCAGUAGCCCAUGUCAGAAUUCCGCAACAUGUAUGGAUUUGGUGAACAGAUUUGAGUGUGUCUGCGUUCCAGGCUAUCAGGGGGUAUUCUGCGAGACCGAGAUCAAAGAAUGUGACAGCGACCCUUGCUUGAACAGUGCCCGCUGCGUUGACCAACUCGACGCCUUCUUCUGCAGCUGCGUUCCAGGUUUCACCGGUGAGCGCUGCGAGAUUCCUGUCGAUGAGUGCGAGAGCGAUCCAUGCCAGAACAAUGCAACCUGCCAGGACGUCUUCAACGGCUUCUUGUGCAACUGCCCACCAGGGUUCUCUGGGCAUGUGUGCCAGGUCGAUAAUCCAGAAUGCGUCAGUGACCCUUGUUUGAACGGAGCGACCUGCGUAGAUAUGAUCAACAGGUACCGGUGCGACUGUCUGGCCGGUUACACAGGUGGUAGCUGUCAGAUCAACUUUGAUGAAUGUGGAUCCAACCCUUGCCAGAAUGGAGCAGUGUGCCAAGAUGGCGUCAACCAGUACGAAUGCGUGUGCCUUGCGGGAUACAGUGGUGUCAAUUGUGAGCUCGAUACGAACGAAUGUCUCAGCACACCGUGUAUGAAUGGUGCAUUGUGUAGGGACUUCUUGAAUGGGUACCAGUGUACCUGCGUGAUCGGUUUCACCGGUACACAUUGUGAAAUCAAUGUGGACGAUUGCGUGGACGUUGUCUGCCUCAACGGCGCUAUGUGCAUGGAUGGCGUCAACACCUAUACAUGCGUCUGCUCGCCAGGAUUCACCGGUGUCCUGUGCAAUGAGGAGAUUAACGAGUGCGAUUCCAACCCGUGUCUGAACCAGGGAACGUGCACCGAUCAGCUGGCAGGCUUUCAGUGUGCCUGCCUGACCGGGUUUGUUGGAACGAGAUGUGAAAUCAACUUUGAUGAGUGUGGGAGUAACCCCUGUAUAAAUGGAGGUGUUUGUAUUGAUCUGCUGAAUGCGUUCCGCUGUGAAUGCCUAGAGGGUUUCAAUGGAAUACUCUGCGAGAUAGACGGGGACCAGUGCAUCCCCGAUCCGUGUCUGAACGGAGCAACUUGCGUCGACCUUGUCAAGGCUUACAGAUGUGACUGCACAGCCGAGUUCAGUGGGGUAAACUGUGAGAUUGACACCAUUAACCAGUGCAGCAGUAAUCCAUGUCUCAAUGGAGGAACGUGCCAGAACCUAGCCGGUGCGUACCAGUGUCUGUGCCUCCCAGAGUGGUUUGGUGACAACUGCCAAUCAGACGGUGAUCAGUGCCAAUCCAACCCGUGUCAAAAUGGUGCAACGUGUAUGGAUGGGGUGCAGAGGUUCACAUGCAUGUGUGCUCCUGGUUUUGAGGGUCCUCAAUGCCUCGCCAAUAUUGAUGAAUGCCUCAGCAAUCCGUGCGUUAACGGAGCAGCUUGUGCAGAUGGAGUAAACGCCUACACCUGCACGUGUGCACCGGGGUACACGGGCACCAACUGCGACUCGGAACUCUUCGAGUGCGCCAGUAACCCGUGCAUGAACGGCGCCCUGUGUGUGGACAUGGUUGGCAGGUAUCAGUGUAACUGCGCCAGUGGAUUCACCGGUGCCCACUGUGAGAAUAACAUUAAUGACUGCGUGACGAAUCUGUGUGAAUUUGGUGCAAUCUGUAUCGAUGGAGUGAAUGGAUACACUUGUCAGUGUUCUCAGGGCUUUGAGGGACUCUUCUGCCAGAAUAACAUCAAUGAAUGUGCCAACGACCCAUGCCAGAACGGGGCUGCGUGUUUGGAUCUAUUUGGUAGUUUCCGCUGUCAGUGCCCCCCAGGGUUUGAAGGACAAACUUGCGCAAGUGAUAUCGACGAAUGCGCAAGCAAUCCGUGCCAGAAUGGCGCUGUUUGCCGGAACGCGUUAAACAGCUUCAUGUGCGAAUGCCCGUCCGGAUACACGGGAACGUUCUGCGAUGAGAACAUCGACGAGUGUGCCAGCAACCCUUGCCUGCAUUUUGGCACGUGUACUGACCAAGUCAACGGUUACAGCUGUCAGUGUGUUGUGGGUUACCAGGGAAACCGGUGUCAGACGGACAUCCAAGAGUGCGCGAGUAAUCCAUGUAUGAAUAAUGCAGUGUGUGUGGAUCUCAUUGGUGGAUACCGGUGUGACUGUCAGUCGGGAUUCGCUGGCGUCGACUGUGAGACUGAGAUCAACGAAUGUGUCAGCACUCCUUGCCGAAAUGGUGGUUUUUGUCAAGACCAAAUCAAUGGCUACCGCUGCAUCUGUCCAGUGAACUUUGCCGGUCUGACCUGUGACGUCUUCCUGGACGCUUGCUCGUCCAACCCUUGUAAGAACGGCGGGUUCUGCCAGAACACCGGCGACGGUCUGUUCCGUUGUUCCUGCACCACGGGAUUCACCAGCAUACAGUGCGAACAGGAGAUCAUUGAGUGCCAGAGUCAGCCGUGUACUAAUGGCGGAUUUUGUAAUGAUGUGGUGAAUGGCGUCCAGUGCCUUUGCGGAACAGGUUACCAAGGAAGCUUCUGUCAGUUUGAGAAGAAUGAGUGCCUCUCCAAUCCAUGCCUGAAUAACGGCAUCUGUAAUCCCGUCCUGAACGGAUACACCUGUACGUGUCCAUCAGAGUGGGGCGGCUGGCACUGCGAGAUCCCCUCCAACUGUGACGUCAAUCGAUGUCUGAACGGGGCCGUGUGCAGAAAGGUACAGGGAGAGGUGGAGAGCCCGACCUGUACAUGUCUGGAUGGAUUCGCUGGGGAGUUUUGCGACAUCAACAUCAAUGAGUGUAUCGGGAACCCAUGCGGACCUCAAGGAACGUGUGUGGAUAAAAUGAAUGGAUUUAGUUGUAACUGUGAAUUCGGAUACACAGGGGAAACUUGCAAUGAGAUUCUGGAUGUUUGUAGUCCCAAUCCUUGUAAGCAUGACAGCUACUGUUGCCAAGUCGGGGUACCAGGAUGCCAGCCAAUGUCACCAGGAGAACGUCAGUGCUUCUGCGUGGAUGGAUUCAGCGGCGACCUCUGCGAGAUCGAGAUCGACGCUUGCAUCAGCGCAUCGGAGCCACCGUGUUACAACAACGGGCAGUGCAUCGACAUGUCUCAGGGGUUCCGCUGUGUGUGUCAGACAGGCUUCACGGGCGAUCGCUGCGAGAAUGACAUACCGUGUACACCAGAUCCCUGCGUGAACGGGGCCUGCCAGAUCAUUGGUGCGGGGUACCAGUGCAUCUGUGAAGCCGGUUGGACUGGUCAGAACUGCGAGACUCAGGUCACACCCUGCGACAGCCAGCCCUGUAUUAACGGAGGCCAAUGCUUGUAUUCUGGAAAUCUGUAUACGUGCAUUUGUGGGCAAUUCUUUACCGGCGCCAAUUGUGAGACGCAGAUUACACCCUGUGACAGCAGCCCAUGUCUGAACGGGGGCCUUUGCCGUGUCCAGAGCUCCACUCGAUACGACUGCCUCUGCUUGCAGGGUUACACCGGACUGAGAUGCGAAAGUGAGAUACGACCGUGUGACAGCAAUCCUUGUGUAAACGGCGUCUGCCUGGAGGCAGGCGCUUCCUACAUGUGUAACUGCCCUGCUGGUAUCACGGGUACAAACUGCGAUCAGCCGAUCCUACCAUGCGACGUUCAACCGUGUCUCAAUGGCGGCACCUGUGUCAACAACGGCAACUCAUUCACCUGCAAUUGCAUGGCUGGAUUCACGGGGCAAUACUGCGAGACCACCGUGAUGCCCUGUGAUUCAAACCCAUGUUCGAACAACGGACAGUGUCAGAAUAUUGGCACGUCCUUUAUGUGCUCCUGCGCUCAGGGGUUCACAGGUCAGAUUUGUGAAGCUACCGUCCCGCCGCCUCUACCGUGUGACUCUAACCCUUGUUUUAGUGGGCAGUGCAUGAACAGUGGUGAUAGCUAUUCUUGCUUGUGUGACAAUGGGUUUACGGGCCAGGACUGUGAAAGCACCAUUCCACCACCUCAGCCCUGUGAUUCUAAUCCUUGCUUUAGCGGACAAUGCAUACAUGACGGCAUGACUUAUUCUUGUAUUUGUAGCAGCGGCUUUACUGGUCAAAUGUGUGAAAGCACUGUUCCACCACCCUUACCUUGUGAUUCCAAUCCCUGUUUCAAUGGCCAGCCCUGUGUGAAUGCUGGUGAUUCUUUCACAUGCGUUUGUAGUGAAACUUUCACUGGACAAAACUGUGAAAGCACUGUUCCACCACCAUUACCAUGUGAUUCCAAUCCUUGCUUGAACAACCAGCCCUGUGUGAAUGCUGGUGAUUCUUUCACAUGCGUUUGUAGUGAAACUUUCACUGGACCAAACUGUGAAAGCACUGUUCCACCACCCUUGCCAUGCGAUUCCAAUCCUUGCUUGAAUGGCCAGCCCUGUGAGAACGCUGGUGAUUCUUUCACAUGCGUUUGUAGUGUAACUUUCACUGGACCAAACUGUGAAAGCACUGUUCCACCACCCUUACCAUGCGAUUCCAAUCCUUGCUUGAACAACCAGCCCUGUGUGAAUGCUGGUGAUUCUUUCACAUGCGUUUGUAGUGAAACUUUCACUGGACCAAACUGUGAAAGCACUGUUCCACCACCAUUACCAUGUGAUUCAAAUCCCUGCCUUAAUGGCCAGCCCUGUGUGAAUGCUGGUGAUUCUUUCACAUGCGUUUGUAGUGAAACUUUCACUGGACCAAACUGUGAAAGCACUGUUCCACCACCAUUACCAUGUGAUUCCAAUCCUUGCUUGAACAACCAGCCCUGUGUGAAUGCUGGUGAUUCUUUCACAUGCAUGUGUAGUGAAACUUUCACUGGACCAAACUGUGAAAGCACUGUUCCACCACCAUUACCAUGUGAUUCCAACCCUUGCUUGAAUGGCCAGCCCUGUGAGAACGCUGGUGAAUCUUUCACAUGCGUUUGUAGUGAAACUUUCACUGGACCAAACUGUGAAAGCACUGUUCCACCACCCUUACCAUGUGAUUCCAAUCCUUGCUUGAACAACCAGCCCUGUGUGAAUGCUGGUGAUUCUUUCCUGUGCAUGUGUAGUGAAACUUUCACUGGACCAAACUGUGAAAGCACUGUUCCACCACCCUUACCAUGUGAUUCCAAUCCUUGCUUGAAUGGCCAGCCCUGUGAGAACGCUGGUGAUUCUUUCACAUGCGUUUGUAGUGAAACUUUCACUGGACCAAACUGUGAAAGCACUGUUCCACCACCCUUACCAUGUGAUUCCAAUCCUUGCUUGAACAACCAGCCCUGUGUGAAUGCUGGUGAUUCUUUCACAUGCAUGUGUAGUGAAACUUUCACUGGACCAAACUGUGAAAGCACUGUUCCACCACCAUUACCAUGUGAUUCCAACCCUUGCUUGAACAACCAGCCCUGUGAGAAUGCUGGUGAUUCUUUCACAUGCAUGUGUAGUGAAACUUUCACUGGACCAAACUGUGAAAGCACUGUUCCACCACCCUUACCUUGUGAUUCCAAUCCUUGCUUGAACAACCAGCCCUGUGUGAAUGCUGGUGAUUCUUUCACAUGCAUGUGUAGUGAAACCUUCACUGGACCAAACUGUGAAAGCACUGUUCCGCCACCCUUACCUUGUGAUUCCAAUCCUUGCUUGAACAACCAGCCCUGUGUGAAUGCUGGUGAUUCUUUCACGUGCAUGUGUAGUGAAACUUUCACUGGACCAAACUGUGAAAGCACUGUUCCACCACCAUUACCAUGUGAUUCCAAUCCUUGCUUGAACAACCAGCCCUGUGUGAAUGCUGGUGAUUCUUUCACGUGCAUGUGUAGUGAAACUUUCACUGGACCAAACUGUGAAAGCACUGUUCCACCACCCUUACCAUGUGAUUCCAAUCCUUGCUUGAACAACCAGCCCUGUGUGAAUGCUGGUGAUUCUUUCACAUGCAUGUGUAGUGAAACUUUCACUGGACCAAACUGUGAAAGCACUGUUCCACCACCCUUACCAUGUGAUUCCAAUCCUUGCUUGAACAACCAGCCCUGUGUGAAUGUUGGUGAUUCUUUCACAUGCAUGUGUAGUGAAACUUUCACUGGACCAAACUGUGAAAGCACUGUUCCACCACCAUUACCAUGUGAUUCCAACCCUUGCUUGAACAACCAGCCCUGUGAGAAUGCUGGUGAUUCUUUCACAUGCGUUUGUAGUGAAACUUUCACUGGACCAAACUGUGAAAGCACUGUUCCUCCACCCCAACCCUGUGAUUCCAACCCUUGCUCAAAUGGACAAUGCUUGAACCAGGGGGAUGCUUUCCUGUGUGUUUGUGGCGAUGGUUUUACAGGUCAGUCGUGUGAAUCUACAAUAGCGCCCCCACUACCUUGUUCAAGUAACCCUUGUGUCAACGGGCAGUGCUCCAAUCUGCCGCUCGACUCCUACAGCUGUGACUGUGAGGCUGGUUUUACCGGUCAGAACUGUGACGUCGCGCCCUGUGCCAGUAACCCUUGUGUGAACAACGGUGCCUGCCUGAUCGAACAAGACUCGUACAGAUGUAUCUGCCCCAGUCAAUUCACGGGUGAAAACUGCGAGUUGGAUAUAAUACUUCCCUGUUCCAGUAAUCCUUGCAUCAAUGGUCAGUGUUUCAAUUUCGGAGAUACCUACAGCUGCACGUGUGAUUCGGGUUAUUUCGGACAGAACUGCGACUUGGUCGUGACUCAACCGUGCCAAAGUAACCCUUGUGUCAAUGGUCAGUGCAUUGUCAACCAGCCGGACUCGUACAGUUGCAUUUGCGAAGCGGGGUUCACCGGUACGAACUGCGAGAACGUCGUACUGCAACCUUGCUUCAGCAACCCUUGCCAGGGAAAUGGCCUUUGCUUGAAUCAGCUUAGUUCCUACCUGUGUAUUUGCAACACUGGUUUCAGCGGCCUCAACUGCGAAACGGUGGUUACAGAGCCGUGCUUCAGUAACCCUUGCGUCAACGGUGAUUGUUUCAAUCAAGUUGGUUCUUAUAGAUGCGUCUGCAGAGCAGGCUUUACUGGUCAGAACUGUGACACCGUCAUAGCCCUUCCUUGUAUAAGUAACCCGUGCUUUAAUAGUGGCGAGUGCUUGAACCUCUUGACAGGCUUCAGGUGUAUCUGCACUGCCGGCUUCACUGGGGUGAACUGUGAGAUCCCUGUCGUCCAGCCGUGCUCCAGCAACCCUUGCGUCAGUGGUCAGUGUUUCAACCUUGCGAACGGGUACACGUGUCAGUGUACCAAUGGUUACACCGGUCAGAACUGUGACAUUCCUCCUGUACAACCUUGCGCUAGUAAUCCUUGCGUCAGUGGUCAGUGUUUCAACUUUGCAAACGGGUACACGUGUCAAUGUACCAAUGGCUACACCGGUCAGAACUGUGACAUUCCUCCAGUACAACCUUGCGCCAGUAACCCUUGCAUCAACGGUCAGUGCUCGAACCAGGCGAAUUCUUACACCUGCACUUGCGAUGCCGGCUACUCUGGCAUAAACUGUGAGAUGCCGCCGCCCAGCCCGUGCUCUAGUAACCCGUGCACCAACGGCCAGUGUGUAGAGACGAACAACGCUUACGUAUGUCGGUGUGAUAACGGGUUCACUGGGGAUAACUGCGAGUCCACUGAACCUCCUCCGCUGCCUUGCUUCAGCUCUCCAUGCCUGAAUAACGGAGACUGCCUCAACACAGCUCUUGGUUUUCUUUGUCAGUGUACUGCGGACUUUACCGGGGACAGGUGUGAGAUGGAGGUUGGAGAUCCCUGCGCCAGUCGACCCUGUCUCAACAAUGGGCUGUGCGAGGUGACUGGUGCUGAUGCCUAUCGCUGUCAGUGUCAAGCAGGGUUCGCUGGUGACCUUUGUCAAGAUGACAUCACCUCCUGUGGGGAGGGUGUUUGCUGGAACGACGGCACAUGCUUUGAAGAUUUUAUAGGGCCAUUCUGCAUUUGCCCAGCGGGUUUCUCUGGGUUUUGGUGUGAGUUGACUCCCGGUGUGUGCUUCCCUGUUAACCCAUGCCAGAAUGAUGGAAUCUGCUGGAAUCAGAACGGCCAAGUUUACUGUGAUUGUAAGAGUGGUUUCUCUGGUCAGUUUUGCUUGGCCGUCACACAGGGAUGUGAACCCAACCCCUGUAUAAAUGGAGACUGUAUCGAAGACAGCAGGGGGAACUUCCUGUGCAGGUGUCCUCCGGGUUACACAGGUGAUCUCUGCGAGGUCGUUGACCCCUGCUCAUCCCGGCCUUGUCAGAAUGGAGCGACGUGCAUCUCAACCAGUACGGCAUUUACCUGCGACUGUCUGCCGGGCUUCACCGGUGUGACAUGUCAGAUUGUGGGUCCUGCCUGCGCAAGCCAACCGUGCUUGAAUGGCGCACAGUGCAUGCUGAACAUGGAUGGGUCUUAUUCAUGUUUCUGUGUGCCAGGUUAUGUGGGUGACCGAUGUGAGAUUACCAUUGACGAGUGUUUGAGUAAUCCCUGUAGGAAUGGAGGCAUGUGCGACGAUCAAGUCAACGGUUACACGUGUCAAUGUGCUUUAGGCUACAGUGGAACCUUCUGUGAGAUAUCAGAUGGAUGCUCCUCCUUCCCGUGUGUAAACGGAGCAGCCUGUUUGAACACCCCUAAUCCAGCCUAUGGAACGACCUACACCUGUUCUUGCACGGCCAAUUUCAUAGGUGCCAAUUGCGAGACGGUGGAUUUCUGCGCGGCAGGUCCCUGCCCUCUCAACGUGCCGUGUUCCAACAUCGGGAACUCCUUCCAGUGUGAUUACUGCUCAAGUAAUCCAUGUCUGAACGGAGGAGUGUGUUCCAACGAUCCUUCCUCAGCCCAGGGUUUCACCUGUUCCUGCCUCAGCGGGUUCAUGGGACCUCUUUGUGAUGUGGCAGUCAUGGCCUGUACGCCAACUACAUGCAUCAAUGGUGGAGUCUGCAAUAAUGUGUUGAACGGAUUCCGCUGUAGCUGCAACUCACCGUACACGGGUCAGCGAUGUGAAGCCAGUGUCUGUGACAGUAUACAGUGUGAGGCAGGGGCAGUCUGCGAACCCCUGUCUAUUACCCAGUUUGUAUGUAGGUGUCCGUUUGGUACGACCGGGGAGCUUUGUGACCAGAGUAUAUCGAUAUCCGUGCCGUCAUUUGGAGUGAACAGUCACCAGCAGUACAGUCAUACAUUCAACGGGCUGCUCAGGAUGGAACUAUCAACUCGCUCCGCCAACCUGGAUGGUAUGGUCCUCUAUGCUGUCUCUACAUUUACCCCAGCUUACUUGGCGGUUUUAUUCAGCGCUGGCCGUGUGGUCCUCAGCCUGCAGGAUCUGAGUGGCUUAGUCACAACAAUUUCAAGUCGGCAAGAUACGUACAGCGACGGUGGAUUCCACGUGAUUACAGUCAACCAAGCUGUGCAGAGUCUUGUGUUAACGGUAGACGGGAGUGACACCACAACGCUGGGGUUCUCAGGAAAUCUGAUCACAGGGCUAAGUAACGUCUACAUUGGAGGAAUACCACUGGGUAUGGUUCAACCAGCUACCUUCCCCACCAGGAAUCUGAACGGAUGCAUUCGGGAUCUACAGCUCGGAGUCAGUUCCUUCGAUCUCGUCCGCGAUUUUAUCGUCGCUGAAAACGUCGAGAAUUGCUUCAUUGCUGCCUGCGAUAAUGUGGACUGCAACGGGCAAGGGACUUGCGUGGAAUUGAGUGGUAGUGAUUAUCAGUGUAGUUGUGACGUAGGGUAUGGAGGCAAAGAUUGUCAGCUCCCUGUCUGUCUCUCUACCUCCUGUCAACAUGGCGGUACAUGCAUCCUACAAUUCGGCGAGACGACCUGUAGAUGUCCACUCGGCUAUGCUGGACCCGUCUGCGAAACAGCGGUGCGUUUCAACAUUCCCCAUUUCACCAGUGCAUCGUACAUCAAGUACGCUCUGCCACCGCUCCAGCCGGUACUCAGCACCCUAUCCAUUGCCAUGGAGUUCAGAGCAGAGGAACCGGCAGGUCUUCUGCUGUACGCAACGCAGGAGAACAUACAGGGGGAUUUCUUCUCUCUGUCGCUCACGGACAGUAGGGUGGAGUUUGAAUACAACCUUGGUAUCGACACGGUGCGAAUAAUCAGUGAUCCUGUGGCCCUCAAUAGUUGGGUGACAGUUAACGUACAGAGAGAUGGCAGAUCAAGUCAGAUGACUGUCUCAGGUCAAAGCACAAAAAGUGGAACCUCAUCUGGUCAGCUCUCUUCACUCAAUGUCCAACCAGAGGUAUUUGUUGGUGGCAUGGACGACUUGACCCCUGCGACCUUGAGGUCAGGGGUCAAUGUAGGAUUCACUGGGUGUAUUCUGUCUCUGACCAUACAAGGGUUUUCGUACAGCUUUAACCAAUCAGAGGCCUUGCGUGGAGCGAACGUGGCUCAGUGUGACGAGAACCUCUGCGAUGCGCUUCCCUGCAUGAACAGCGCCAUCUGUGUUCCAUCUCCAGGCUCGUACACGUGUCAGUGUCCAGUCGGUUUCCACGGCAGCAAUUGUGAACUUUCUCACGACGGUUGUUUUGAGAAUACACGGUGUGCUAGCGGCUCCACUUGUGUACCUGUUGGGACGAGCUUUCGCUGCUCGUGUCCGUUCGAUAAGACUGGAGAUCUCUGUGAAACCAAUCAGGAUCUCUCCGACCUGAGUCCCAGUUUCACCGGUGCCUCUCACUUGACCUUUGACCCGGUGAGGUCAGCGAUUCUACAGACCAGUAUCAGUUUGACAUUUCGACCAACGGCCAGCGACGGACUCCUGAUCUACAUGGGGGAGAAUUCUCCGAUGGGAAACUUCCUGGCGCUGGGCAUGCUGGGGAGUAUGGUACAGAUGAGAUAUAAUCUAGGUGACAUCACGGUAGUUCUAAGCACCCAGCCGAUCACCUUAAACCAGUGGCACACUGCAUCACUCCAGCGUAAUGGUCACUCGGCCGACUUGUUUGUAGAUGACCAAGUGGACACGUACCAGGGUAGCGGUGUGGACACCCUGACCAUCACUGGACCGUUGUAUGUCGGCGGGACGCCAGACUUCGGCCAGUUGCAUCUAGAGACGGGUUUCUUCAUUGGUUUCCAAGGGUGCAUGCAGGAUUUACAGGUUGGAGGGACCGUAGCUUCACCUAUCCUAUGGCAGACUGCUAUAAGUGGUGUGGACAUUGGCCAGUGCGUUAACAGCCCAUGUUCCCCUAACCCUUGCCAGCGUAAUGGUCAGUGCCGUGUCAUCAAUGAUGACACGUUUGGAUGUAGCUGUCCAGUAGGAUGGACGGGGUCAACGUGUCAAAUAGCAACGAGCGUCACCAUCCCGUCCUUCAGUCCGCCAUCUUACCAAGCCCACUCAUUCAUUCUCAUCCCGGCCUCGUCCACCAUGAUCCGUAUGGAGUUCAAACCAGCGGGUACCAGUGGAGUCCUACUGUGGAAUGCUGACAGCAACGACUUCAUUGGGAUCGGUCUGGUCAAUAGCUAUGUACACUUCACCUUUGACCUGGGCUCAGGCCAAGCCAACAUCAUCAGCAACACCCCUGUGAGGAUCGACGAGUGGCACGAGAUUUACGCCGUGCGAGAUUCAAGCGGAGGCCAGCUGAAACUGGACAACGAGCUAGGCAUGGCUACCGGUCAGUCACUAGGUCCAAACAACAGAUUGAGUGCUGGUAACCUUACCUACAUCGGAGGUGUGGGCCAAGGUGUCGUCAUACCAAGCAGGGCUGGUAUCACUGGAGGGUUUUCUGGUUGCAUCCGGCGUCUGGAGAUCAACGGCCAGCAACAGGCUUUGGAUCAACCGUCCCUAGGAUUAGGAUUAUCCCAAUGUCAGGAUACCAGUCCCUGUAAUCUCAACAAUGCUUGCAUCAAUGGAGCAACGUGCGCUGAUGAUGCUGUAGAUGCUAAGGGUUACCGAUGUAACUGUGCACCGGGGUUCUCCGGUGACUUCUGUGAGAUCACACCGUGCGAGUCUCUCCCCUCAUCCAGACAGUGCCAAAAUGGCGGCACAUGUUACCAUGACAACAAUGGAGUCGCUAUCUGUCUGUGCACUUUCAGGUUUAUUGGAUUGACGUGCUCAGAUGCACUCAGUUAUUCCACACCGCAGUUCAUGGGACGCAGUUAUCUAGAAUUCUCACCUGAGAUUAUUGCAAGUGAUUUCUCGUCCAACGAAUUCACCCUCAUGUUCCGAACGAGCAGGCCCUCGUCUGACUCCCUGCUCUUGUGGUACGGGGCCAGCACCAACGACGACUUCAUAGCCCUUGGGGUCAAGAAUCAGAGGUUGGAGUUUCGCUAUGAGCUCGGCGACGGAGUAGGGUCGGUCACGGCCAAUAAUAUAGCGAUCAACACUAAUAUGUGGUAUGAUGUAAGAGUCACAAGGUUGGGUAGGACAGUUACCAUGACGAUACAAGAUUUACAGGGAAAUCAACAGACGGUUAACUCGCAGAGUCCCGGUUCCCAGACAGGACUCAAUGCAUUCGGCAGCUUGCUUUAUCUAGGUGGGCAUCCCAAUGAUGUUCAGCAGCUGACUGGUGGUUACUUCGAUCAAGGCCUCGUCGGUUGCAUCGGUCAGUUUGCAACGGCCAUCAAUCCAGGCAGUCAGACAUUACCUGCUGUCAACCUCCAAGCUGACCCGAUGGGCGGAGCGGGGAUAACAACAUGUUCGUAACACAGCCUCUGUAAAUCAGCUCGUGGAAAAAUUCGGAUAACAUUUAGAUAUCAGAGGGACAUCGAUUGAAGAGCUGCCAAUAAAUAAGCCUUUUAAAAAAGAAAAUGAUGGAAACUGGUUUUUGAAAUUUAGAAAUCAGCGGUUCAAGCGACUGAAAAGCGGCUGCGAUACAGAACAUUUUGAGGUGUUUUUCGCGCGGAAGGUGGUUUUUGAAAUGUUGAUACAAACUGAAAUCUAUUCCAGACCUGUAAACUGUUUCAAAUUCAAGGGUGAAUGUCCUGCCAAUAUAGAUGUCUUUUAAAAGAAACUGACGGAAACUGGUUUUUGAAAUGUUGAUACACUCUGAAAUACUUUCCAGACCUGUAAACCGUUUUAAAUUCAAGGGUGAAUGAACUCCGGAAAUGGCAAAUGGUUCAACGAAUUUAAAAGAAACGCUUAAGCCCUCAUUUCCGUCCUUUUUUACUAAUUAACUUGUCAAACAAAGUCAUAAUUCUAAAUAUUUGAAAAACAAGCAAUUGUUGAGAACAAAUUCUACCAAAUACACAAGGGAGAUGCCUUCCUUCUGAUGAUAAAUAAAAAAUGCAUACACUUUCAUUGUGGGGGGAGAUUUUGUUCGUUUUGAGAUUUUUUCAAUACAUUCAUGGCUGCCUUUAUAGUGUAUGUGGAUGAAAGUCUGUAGUGUCGUUGGCUUUUGUUGUUUUAUCGGUCGGAGUGUGCAUUUGCUGCAGAAUCCAUCAGAGUUGGUUCUCUGAAGGUCACUUAAGGACUAAUUUGCUUAGCAAGGAAAAUGUUUGCGCUUAGCAAGGAAAAUGUUUGUGCUUAAUUUGUUGAUUGACCUUAAUUUGCCAAGCGUCAUCAACAAUCUGUAGUUAAAGUGUGCUGUUGCAGUAAAUUUUUAGGUCAUUUUCAUUUUUCCGUCCUUAAAACAGUGUGCCUUUAUUGCCUUCUAUCUAUAUUAUGAGAUGUCUUUUACUCUUGUCCAAGUCUGCUCCCAAAUGGGGGUUUGUGCCUCGUUUGGGUGAUGUUCUCCAAAAGGGUAUAUAAGUUGCCCAAUUGGGUGUAUCCCAUAUCGGGUAUAUAACUAGGCAUGAUAAUAUACCUACUUUAGUCUGAUUUACUUUUCUUUUUUUUUACCAUGG